Messenger RNA from Diachasmimorpha longicaudata, 1947 nucleotides. RefSeq names its product homocysteine-responsive endoplasmic reticulum-resident ubiquitin-like domain member 2 protein (gene Herp). NCBI's taxonomy places the organism in Eukaryota, Metazoa, Arthropoda, Insecta, Hymenoptera, Braconidae. The record is from RefSeq and is a predicted model, not a curated record. Gene Ontology annotation, molecular function: protein binding. The coding region runs from base 519 to 1601 and encodes 360 amino acids. Gene Ontology annotation, biological process: endoplasmic reticulum unfolded protein response. The transcript has 4 exons.
CACUCAGGCGUCCUCCAUCAGUCAUGUUGUGAUGCCCAUAUCUGCUCUCGUUAUCGCUUCGACAACACCAUCAUCAUCGAAAUAACAUUGGUAAAAGCGAUAAUGCAUUAGUAAGUGUGGCGUGAUCAAACGAUGCGGACGUUCAGGUAAUCUCCAAUAAAAAAAUAUACAUCUGUGUGCAUCACCACAUCAACUGCUCCAAUUGUUCUCCAUGAGCACACUUAGCAGACCAAGCUGAUGUUCAAUUGACGUAAUACGGUGGACAGUGCCGACAGUCUCAACAAUAAAACUUAUUCGUAAAAAUCAGUCGCCAGAAUUGGGAGACAGUGACUUGCGCCAUUCGUAAUGACUUGAUUGUUCAUCGAGUUGGCAAUUGUUUUGAUGGACUUGGAGUAUUGAUUGGUCUAUUAUCUCACUAAUUUAAUUAAAAUUCUUGGAAAUCGGGGGAAUCAAAUUGCUCUGAAUUCCGGAGAACCGAGAAUUCUUCAUCGUUGAAAAGUUUCAAGUGAGCAGAUGUAAUGGGGCAUAAUAGUGACAUUGGUGAGAUGAUAAGUCUAGUUGUUAAGGCACCGGAUCAACAGAUUAGUGAUCAAAUUGUCAAGUGUCAGCUUCAUUGGACUGUUGGAAGGUUAAAGGAGCAUCUAGAAACCGUUUAUCCUACGAAUCCAAAACGAUGCGAACAGAAAGUAAUAUUUUCUGGUCAGCUCCUGAGGGACUCCAUGGUCCUGCAGGAUGUCCUUCCACAGCACUACAAUCAGAAUACCCCCCUGGACAACACGUACAUCAUUCAUUUGGUGUGCACGUUGAAACCAACGACCUGCCGGCCAUUGCCGAGCUGUCAGGUGACACCCAGUGCAGUUCACACACCUGAUAUUAUGACGUCGUCGUCGACGGUACAACAGUACUAUAGUCAACUCAAUAGUCAACAAAUGGCGUGGAUGCAGCAAGCCUAUGCUCAUUAUUUAACGCAAUACAUGCAUCUAAUGACAGCCCAAGGAAUUCAGCUACAGAGCACGAUUCCCUACGUGCAGUCCUCAAAUGCUCGCAGGUCAGAGCCAACCAAUAACGCCAGUAAUCAAGUCCACAAUAAUGCUAAUCAGGACGAGGGCAAUGAUGAUAAUCAUGGAGCCGAGCAAGAUGGAGUCGAUGCAGGCGUCAACCCAGCAAAUAAUAACGUUGGAGAAAAUCGAGAACCUGGUCUCAAUCGAGAUUGGCUCGAUGUCUUCGAUGUACUUGCUCGUAUCGUCGUCCUGUCCAGUAUUGUUUACUUUUAUUCAUCCCCCUGGAGGUUUCUGGUAGUAACUUGCCUGGGAUUCGCGAUUUAUCUGAUCCAAAGUGGAUUCUUCAGAGGCCAGCCAAUAUUUCCCAACGAUAACGGUCGAGCUGAGAACGAUAAUAACGCCGAUAAUGAAGCGGCUCAACCAGCAGACUCGAUACAUCAAAGGAAUCAACCCCCAGCUGCUGAAACUCCACCCCAGGAGCAGAGGGCGACAAAUCCCAAUGAAGACAAUGGAAGGCCCGGUGCUUGGGCACUCACGUGGACUUUCUUCAGUUCAUUCUUUGCAUCUCUCAUUCCUGAACAGCCGCCUCCUGUUCUUUAAAUUACUUCGGUACCAAAACUAGUUUUUCAGCGAAUUUAUCUUUUUACGAUCGUAACGUUUUCUCCACAUGUGCAAUCAAUAAAUUGACGGUACGUAGAGGGACUUUGGAUGCAGGAAAGAGUUGAUACUCUAUUAAAAAACUAUUGAAUGAAUAAAAUACGUUCAAGUUGCCCGUUGUAAUUAGGUAAUUUCUGAGAAAGUGUUUCAAUUUAUUUUUGUCUAUGGUUAUCGAUGGAAGAUAUUCAGGAGAAAGUGUUUUCUCUCUUGUGAUAUAAAUAAAUCAUUCAUCAAUGUUGAGUGAUUUUUAUUGCAUUGAAAAUAAAGGGUAUUCCAAAGAUUUACAUAA